UCUUCUUCCCUUCAAAUAAUUUCUCCAUUCACAAUCUUCUUGACUUUCUCCAAAAUUUCAAUAAAAAAUCCCCAAAUUCAUAAUUUUCUAACCCUAAAAUGGAAUCACAAUCAUAUACGAAUCGCGCUUUAAUCCGUACCAAGAUUCUAACGGAUCAUCUGGUAAAUUCUCAGCAGCAUCCACAAUCAACGUCGAAUCUUGAAUCAAAUAAUUGUUUGAGCUAUACACCGCCCGAAAUUGAAGGGAGGUUCGAGUUCGAUAUAAAAGAGAUGAGAAAUUUGCUAGAUAUGCAUGAUGUAGUGGAUAGAGAUUGGUUGUUCGGGUUGAUGAGACAGAGUAAAUUGUUUAAUCCGGUUGAGAGGGGUGGGAGAGUGUAUGUGAUACCUGAUUAUAAUCAAUCAAUGGAGCAACAAAGAGAAAUUACUAUGAAAAGGAUUGAAUAUUUGUUGGAGAGAGGUGCUUUUAAUGGGUGGUUGGUUAGUAAUGGUAAAGGGUUUGAAAUGGAAAUGAAAAAAUUUGCUCUUUUUGAAGUUAUUGGGAUGUUUGAUCAUUCUCUUGCUGUUAAGCUUGGUGUGCAAUUCUUUUUGUGGGGUGGUGCCAUUCAGUUUUUUGGAACAAAGCGUCACCAUGAGAAGUGGCUAAGGGACACUGAAACUUAUGCACUCAAGGGUUGCUUUGCUAUGUCAGAAUUGGGACAUGGAAGUAAUGUACGAGGGAUUGAAACAGUGACCACUUAUGAUUCGAACACAGGGGAAUUUGUUAUCAAUACUCCUUGUGAAUCAGCUCAGAAGUAUUGGAUUGGUGGGGCUGCUAAUCAUGCGACACACACAAUAGUCUUUUCACAGCUCAAUAUAAAUGGGAAGAAUGAAGGAGUCCAUGCAUUUAUAGCUCAGAUCAGAGAUGAAAAUGGAAAUGUAUGCCCUAACGUCCGUAUAGCUGACUGUGGUCAUAAAAUUGGUUUAAAUGGUGUUGAUAAUGGUCGAAUCUGGUUUGACAAUGUAAGAAUUCCCAGAGAGAAUUUACUGAAUUCAGUUGCUGAUGUUUCGCGGGAUGGACAGUAUCUAAGUGCAAUAAAAGACCGAGAUCAGAGAUUUGCAGCAUUCCUGGCCCCGUUGACAUCUGGUCGCGUAACUAUUGCUGUCAGUGCAAUUUACUCAGCAAAGGUGGGUUUAGCAACUGCCAUAAGAUACUCAUUGACUAGGAGAGCAUUUUCUAUCAAAGCUAAUGGACCUGAAGUGCUAUUGCUCGAUUACCCAAGUCAUCAACGACGACUCUUGCCUCUUCUUGCCAAGACAUGUGCUAUGAGUUUUGCUGGAAAUUCCUUGAAAAUGAUUUACUGGAAGAGGACACCCGAGACAAAUAAACUCCUUCAUGUUGUUUCAAGUGCAUUUAAGGCUACCUUCACCUGGCAUAAUAUGAAAACACUUCAAGAGUGUCGUGAAGCUUGUGGAGGACAAGGAUUGAAGACUGAAAAUCGAGUUGGUCACAUGAAAAGCGAAUUUGAUGUCCAGACUACAUUUGAGGGAGACAACAAUGUUCUCAUGCAACAGGUCAGCAAGGCACUUUUUUCGGAAUUUAUAGCGACCCAAAAGAAAAAGAAACCUUUUAAGGGUUUGGGAAUGGAGCACAUGAAUGGACCUUGCCCUAUCAUUCCAUCUCAGCUGACAAGUUCUACUCUUAGAAGCACACAGUUUCAGGUUGACGCAUUCUGCUUAAGAGAGCGGGAUCUUUUGAUUCGUUUUGCUACUGAAGUAUCACAGAAACAAGCAAAUGGUGAAAGUAAAGAGCAUGCUUUCAUCUCGAGUUAUCAACUUGCAGAAGACUUGGGACGAGCUUUUUCAGAUCGAGCAACGUUGCAAACCUUCAUCGAGGUUGAGGCAACUGUAUCUGACAAUCAAUUGAAGAAUGUGUUAGGUCUAGUGAGAUCAAUGUACGCCCUAAUCUGUUUGGAAGAAGAUGCUGCGUUUCUCCGCUACGGAUAUUUAUCAACGGAAAAUGCUGCUGCUGUACGGAAAGAAGUAACGAAGCUUUGCGGUGAAUUACGACCACAUGCGCUUGCGUUAGUCAGUUCUUUUGGAAUUCCUGAUGCUUUUCUGAGCCCUAUAGCCUUCAACUGGAUUGAUGCCAAUUCCUGGUCCUCUGUUAAACAGCAGUAGUUUUUUUUUUUUGCUAUGAUAUUAAAUUUAAUGAACUUUUCCAGUGAAAGCUUGCUGGUUCAAGGUUUUUGCCUUUGUGUUUUAAUAAGAGAUGCUGGAUAAUAAAUUACUCAAACUGUUGUAUGCUUAUUUUUUUGUAAAAUCUACUCCCUCGGUUCCUUCCGUCACACAAAGAUAAUAUAAAGUUUUUAUUUUUGGCGUUUCAAAUUAUAGGCCAAAUUUCAA
Messenger RNA from Mercurialis annua (annual mercury), 2381 nucleotides. Its product is annotated as acyl-coenzyme A oxidase 3, peroxisomal-like. Gene Ontology annotation, molecular function: FAD binding; acyl-CoA oxidase activity; fatty acid binding. NCBI's taxonomy places the organism in Eukaryota, Viridiplantae, Streptophyta, Magnoliopsida, Malpighiales, Euphorbiaceae. Bases 99 to 2156 code for a protein of 685 amino acids. Gene Ontology annotation, cellular component: peroxisome. Gene Ontology annotation, biological process: fatty acid beta-oxidation using acyl-CoA oxidase; lipid homeostasis. The transcript is spliced from 13 exons. The record is from RefSeq and is a predicted model, not a curated record.